Messenger RNA from Histoplasma capsulatum G186AR, 549 nucleotides. RefSeq lists its product as uncharacterized. NCBI's taxonomy places the organism in Eukaryota, Fungi, Ascomycota, Eurotiomycetes, Onygenales, Ajellomycetaceae. The transcript is spliced from 4 exons. The record is from RefSeq and is a predicted model, not a curated record. The coding region runs from base 1 to 549 and encodes 182 amino acids.
AUGACGAUGCCGACAACAUCCAAGCCUCAAGGACGGCUCCUUUCCUAUGGCACACUUCUUGGUGCCCAGCUCUAUCAGACCUUUGUGGGCGGUAUCAUCGCAUACAGAACACUUCCCCGCCCUCAAUUCUCCACCCUCCAAGCGUCAAUGAUUCCCGUUUACUUCACUCUACAAGCGUCACUACCAGUGGUCGUUGCUUUAACAUACCCGGGAGAAAGGACAUUCGGGGGGCGCGGCGUAUCUGGGCUAUCCGGAGUAUUGGCUGAAGGCAACCGGACGACAGCGUUAUAUCCACUUCUUACAAUGUUCCUAGCUGGCCUGACAAACAGGUUGGUCCUGGGCCCAAUGACUGCUAAGGUCAUGCGCCAGAGGAGACAUCAGGAGACGAUCGAUGGAAAGAAGUGCUAUGAUCCCGCUCCUCACUCCAAGGAGAUGCUUCGUCUGAACAAAACCUUUGCCAAGGUUCAUGGGGUCUGCUCCUUGGUUAGCCUUUUGAGCAUUAGCUCAGCAGUAUACUAUGGAGUGGUGCUCGCAAAUCGGCUUGAAUAA